Syngnathus typhle (broad-nosed pipefish) is the source of this 717-nucleotide messenger RNA. RefSeq lists its product as uncharacterized. The record is from RefSeq and is a predicted model, not a curated record. The transcript has 3 exons. NCBI's taxonomy places the organism in Eukaryota, Metazoa, Chordata, Actinopteri, Syngnathiformes, Syngnathidae. Bases 1 to 675 code for a protein of 224 amino acids.
AUGGAGAGCUUGGCCAAAGAGGACAGCGGCGUGUACACUGCAAAAUGGGGCUCAGCAGACUCGGAAAGCAAGUCUUUCACGGUGGCCGUUGACCCAGUCACCUGCGCGGCCAACCAGGUGUGCGAUGUCACCAAGGGACACAGCUUCAAAUUAUCUAACGGCAUCGUCUCAGGAGACGCUGUCAAUUGGGCCAAAGAAGGAGCCAGCGUCGACAACAAAAAGUUUGUAAACGCUGAGCGGUAUGAUCUGAUCAGCCAGGCUGACUCGGCUGCUGCCGGGAUGUACGUGGCCAUCCAGGGUUCGGAUGUUACCAAGAUGGUGGCGUUCCUUGUCCAGGUUCACGAGCCGGUCACCAGAGUCAGCGUUGAACGUGUCGCUGCAAAGCAGGUGUCCCUCUCCUGCAUCGCAUCGGGGAGCUUCAAAGGACUCAAGUGGAAGAAGGGAGACACCGCUGUCGCCGGUGGUCCGAUCUACAAACUCGCUCUGAACAACGCGCAGUUGAUCAUCAACGAUGGCUCAGCCAACCCGGGCAAGUACACUUGCGUGGCCGUACAAUUCGACGGCAGUGAGAAGGAGUCCCCAGCCUUGGACCUCAGCAGCGUUGCCGACGACGACGUUGUCCUCUCCAAGCCCGGUGUCAAUCCAAGCGAUGGCGCUGGGGGCACCAGUCAGUAGUCUGUCCUCUCCCCCCAGCGGGGUCACUCCAGUCUCUAUUUG